GGAGCGGGGAGGUGGCGGCUCCCGCCCCGCCGCUCCGCGCCAUGGGCUGCCUCGGCGGGCAGCGCCGCAGCCGCAGCGGGCGGCGGGAGGAGGCGAGCGGGGCCGCCGCGGCGGCGCUCCGCCGGUGCGCGUAGGGCGGGACCCUCCUUCGCUCCCUCCCUUCCCUCCCACACGCGCCCAGCCCGGUAACUUUCCGGUACCUGUUGCCGCUUCGUCCCCGGUAUGCGGAGCGCCCGGCCGGCCCGCGGGCUGCUGCGGCGGCGGCGGGGCGCGCCGUGAUGGGCGGCCGGGAGCGGGAGCGGGAGCGGGACGGCGGCGGUGGCUCUGCCCGCGGCCGGCAGCCCCCGGCCGGUGCCUUCGGCGGCGCGGGGCGCCCAUGCUCUGCUCCGGCUCGCCUCUCCGGGCACCCGCGCCGCUUCGCCGAUGCCUUUCUCGGGCGAAGAGCGGAGCCUGCAGGGGAUCUACAAGCCGGCGGCGCCGGCGGAGGGCAGGGCGGCCGGCGGGGCGACCGUCUGUACCGAGUGCUACACCAACCGCUCCUUCGUCUACGACGAUGGCAGCGCCCACAGGCUCUCGUCGCCCGGCGGCUGCGGCGGCGGGGACGGCGGCGGGAGCCGCAAGAGCGGGGUCAUUCUGGACAUCGCCGCCCUGAAGAUGACGGAGCUGGAGUCCGAGGUGCUGCCCCUGCCGCCCCGGUACCGCUUCCGCGAUCUGCUGCUGGGGGACCAGUCCUUCCAAAGCGACGACAGGGUGCAGGUCGAGUUCUACGUGAAUGAAAACACCUUCAAGGAGCGGCUGAAGCUCUUCUUCAUCAAAAACCAGCGAUCGAGCCUGAGGAUCCGGCUCUUCAACUUCUCGCUGAAGCUGCUCACCUGCCUCCUGUACAUCGUCCGCGUCCUGCUCGACAACCCGGAGGAGGGCAUAGGCUGCUGGGAAUGCGAAAAGCAGAAUUACACGGCAUUCAACCAGUCCACAAAGAUAAACUGGUCACACAUCUUCUGGGUGGAUAGAAAAAUGCCACUGUGGGCUGUGCAGGUCAGCAUAGCUUUAAUCAGCUUUCUGGAGACCAUGCUGCUCAUCUAUCUCAGCUACAAGGGGAACAUCUGGGAACAGAUUUUUCGCAUUUCAUUCAUCCUUGAGAUGAUCAACACGGUGCCAUUUAUUAUCACGAUCUUCUGGCCUCCUUUGCGGAAUUUGUUCAUUCCUGUGUUUCUGAACUGCUGGCUUGCCAAGUAUGCCCUGGAGAACAUGAUUAACGACCUGCACCGAGCCAUACAAAGGACCCAGUCCGCGAUGUUUAACCAGGUGCUCAUUCUGAUCUGCACCCUCCUGUGUCUCGUUUUCACGGGGACCUGUGGCAUCCAGCAUUUAGAAAGAGCAGGCGAGAAGCUCUCCCUCUUCAAGUCCUUCUAUUUCUGCAUCGUCACCUUUUCCACCGUGGGCUACGGAGACGUGACACCAAAGAUCUGGCCUUCCCAGCUCCUCGUCGUGAUAAUGAUUUGCGUCGCCCUGGUCGUGCUGCCGCUCCAGUUCGAGGAGCUUGUCUACCUGUGGAUGGAGCGGCAGAAGUCGGGAGGCAAUUACAGCCGUCACCGUGCCCAGACGGAGAAACACGUCGUCCUUUGUGUCAGCUCCCUCAAGAUCGAUCUCCUCAUGGACUUCCUCAACGAGUUUUACGCCCACCCACGCCUGCAGGAUUACUACGUGGUGAUACUUUGCCCAACAGAGAUGGACAUCCAGGUGCGGCGGGUCCUGCAGAUCCCUCUGUGGUCGCAGCGAGUGAUCUACCUCCAGGGCUCUGCGCUGAAGGACCAGGACCUCAUGAGAGCCAAGAUGGACAACGGAGAAGCCUGCUUCAUUCUCAGCAGCCGAAACGAGGUGGACCGCACCGCAGCGGACCACCAGACCAUCCUGAGAGCCUGGGCUGUGAAAGAUUUUGCUCCAAACUGUCCUCUCUACGUUCAGAUCUUAAAGCCUGAAAACAAGUUUCACGUCAAGUUUGCCGAUCACGUCGUCUGCGAAGAGGAGUGCAAAUACGCCAUGCUGGCGCUGAACUGCGUCUGCCCUGCCACCUCCACCCUCAUCACGCUGCUGGUGCACACCUCCCGCGGCCAGGAGGGCCAGGAGUCCCCGGAGCAGUGGCAGCGGAUGUACGGGCGCUGCUCGGGCAACGAGGUCUACCACAUCCGGAUGGGCGACAGCAAGUUCUUCAUGGAGUACGAGGGGAAGAGCUUCACCUACGCCGCCUUCCACGCGCACAAGAAGUACGGCGUCUGCCUGAUCGGCAUCCGGAGGGAGGAGAACAAGAGCAUCCUCCUGAACCCCGGCCCGCGGCACAUCAUGGCAGCGUCCGACACCUGCUUCUACAUCAACAUCACCAAGGAGGAGAACUCCGCCUUCAUUUUCAAGCAGGAGGAGAAGCAGAAGAAGAAGGGCUUUGCGAGGAGAGGCACCUACGACGGCCCAUCCCGCCUGCCCGUGCACAGCAUCAUCGCCAGCAUGGGUACAGUAGCCAUGGACCUGCAAAACACGGAGUGCCGCCCCGCUAACAGCAGCAAGCUGGCGCUGCCGGCGGAGAACGGCUCGGGCAACCGCCGGCCCAGCAUCGCGCCCGUCCUUGAGCUGGCCGACACCUCGUCCCUGCUGCCCUGCGACCUGCUCAGCGACCAGUCGGAAGAUGAGAUGACGCAGUCGGACGAGGAGGGGUCGGCGGUGGUGGAGUACGUAAAAGGCUACCCACCGAACUCUCCCUACAUUGGGAGCUCCCCGACUCUGUGCCACCUUUUACCCGAGAAAGCCCCAUUCUGCUGCCUGAGGCUGGACAAGGGCUGCAAGCACAACAGCUUUGAAGACGCCAAAGCCUACGGGUUUAAGAACAAACUGAUUAUCGUUUCGGCAGAGACGGCUGGGAAUGGACUCUAUAACUUCAUUGUCCCCCUUCGUGCGUACUAUCGGUCCCGCAAAGAAUUGAACCCAAUCGUGUUGCUGCUGGACAACAAGCCCGAGCACCACUUUCUGGAAGCCAUCUGUUGUUUCCCCAUGGUUUACUACAUGGAAGGCACGAUCGACAACCUGGACAGCUUGCUGCAGUGCGGCAUCAUCUAUGCCGACAACCUGGUGGUUGUGGACAAGGAGAGCACGAUGAGCGCCGAGGAGGACUACAUGGCGGAUGCAAAGACAAUUGUCAACGUCCAGACCAUGUUCAGGCUCUUCCCCAGCCUCAGCAUUAUCACAGAGCUGACCCACCCCUCCAACAUGAGGUUUAUGCAGUUCAGAGCAAAGGACAGUUACUCUCUUGCCCUUUCCAAGCUAGAAAAGAAAGAGCGAGAGAAUGGCUCCAACCUGGCCUUCAUGUUCCGGCUGCCCUUCGCGGCCGGGAGGGUCUUCAGCAUCAGCAUGCUGGACACGCUGCUCUACCAGUCAUUCGUGAAGGACUACAUGAUCACCAUCACUCGGUUGCUUCUGGGCCUCGACACCACGCCGGGCUCCGGCUACCUCUGUGCGAUGAAGAUCACCGAAGAUGACCUCUGGAUCCGGACGUACGGCCGCCUCUUCCAGAAGCUCUGUUCCUCCAGUGCAGAGAUUCCCAUCGGGAUUUACAGGACGGAGUCGCACAUGUUCGCAACCUCCGAGCCCCACGACAUCAGAGCGCAGUCACAGAUCUCAAUCAACGUCGAGGACUGCGAGGACACAAAGGAUGUCAAGGAGCACUGGGGCAUCAAGACCAGCCACCACAGGAACUCGUGCUCCAGCGACCAGUCCGAGCACCCGCUGCUGCGACGCAAGAGCAUGCAGUGGGCACGCCGGCUGAGCAGGAAAGGCAACAAGCACUCCAGCAAGACGGCCGAGUGGAUCAGCCAGCAGCGCCUCAGCUUGUACCGGCGCUCCGAGAGGCAGGAGCUUUCUGAGCUUGUCAAAAACCGUAUGAAGCACCUGGGCUUGCCCACGACCGGGUACGAGGAUGUAGCAAAUUUAACAGCCAGUGAUGUGAUGAAUCGGGUAAACCUGGGAUAUUUGCAAGAUGAGAUGAACGACCACCAGAACACCUUGUCCUACGUCCUGAUCAAUCCUCCCCCGGACACACGGCUGGAGCUCAACGACAUCGUGUACCUGAUCCGCUCCGACCCGCUGGCCCACGUGGCCAACGAUGGCCACAGCCGCAAGAGCAGCUGCAGCAACAAGCUGGGCUCCUGCAACCCCGAAACGCGCGACGAGACCCAGCUGUGAGCAGCCCCCCCCGCACCCCACGCCCUUGCCGGGGGCCGCAGGGCUCCGGGGAGAGGUGGUGAAGAAGAAGAGGACGGCCAGCCGGAGGGGAAGGCUGCUGCCGCCCGCGGGUGCCCGUUGCCCCGGGGGAAGGCGAUGCCCGGCCUGGCUUUGCGCCGCGGAAGGGAUGCCGGGACCCCCCCCCGGAGGGACGGGACAGCCGGACAGACCGACAGCCGGCCGUCGUACGCCCCGUGGCUUUUAACUUUUUAUACGAAUACCGCAACUAGUGAGAAAGUCUUCGCUGGUGCUGGUGGGACGUGGCUGAGACCAGAUGACAACUGACCCUGUGUGAGCAGGAGGACUGUGUUUAAUAUUGCCCCCAGGUGAUGCACGUUGGUUGCAUCUGAUGGGGCUUGUCAAUACAAGAGCAAAACUGCGCCAAACCCCUCCUCCUCCUCCUCCCCCUCCUUCACCAGGUAUCCCCCGGGGUACCCAAACUUCUGCUCUUUCACUCAACUCAUGUUCUUCAUCCUCUGUUGGUUUUCUGUUACGGACGUCGAUGUGAGGAGCGCUCGGAGCUGCGCCGGGAGGCAGGGAAGGACUCACCGGUGGCCGCGGGAUGGAUGGAUGGAACAAGGUGGGACGAGGCGGGACAGGGUGGGACGGGGCGGUGCAGCCCCCUCCGGUGCCUCCAGCACAUCUUGACAUCUCCAAACCGAAACGCACCAAACCCAGGGGACCGAAAGCCGUGCCAUCCCUGCGGCAAUGCCUCUCGUCACCCGUGCCUCGGCUGCGGACACGGUGCCCCUGGGUUUGCGUCCCCCGCCGAGCUCGUUCCCCGUUGCUACUGCUGUCGGGGCUGCCCGGG
This is a messenger RNA of Harpia harpyja (harpy eagle), 5077 nucleotides long. RefSeq names its product potassium sodium-activated channel subfamily T member 1 (gene KCNT1). The transcript is spliced from 32 exons. Gene Ontology annotation, biological process: potassium ion transport. Lineage: Eukaryota; Metazoa; Chordata; Aves; Accipitriformes; Accipitridae. Bases 424 to 4227 code for a protein of 1267 amino acids. The record is from RefSeq and is a predicted model, not a curated record. Gene Ontology annotation, molecular function: intracellular sodium-activated potassium channel activity. Gene Ontology annotation, cellular component: membrane.